Messenger RNA from Perkinsus marinus ATCC 50983, 1611 nucleotides. RefSeq lists its product as hypothetical. NCBI's taxonomy places the organism in Eukaryota, Perkinsozoa, Perkinsida, Perkinsidae. Gene Ontology annotation, cellular component: ubiquitin ligase complex. The transcript has 2 exons. The record is from RefSeq and is a predicted model, not a curated record. Bases 1 to 1611 code for a protein of 536 amino acids.
AUGGUUACCACGCCUGACGAUAUCUGUAAGACGACCGACGCCUCGGAAUUCUGCAUGUCGAGGUUUAGUCGGUAUAUGGAAGCUCUCGCUCAGCUGCCGUCGGUGCAUCUUAUGCGCCCUGCGACUAUUCGAACUCCUGAGGCACGUGAGAUCGCUUUGUGCAGCCAAGAUCCUGAUGAAGCUGUUGGUGGUGAUCGUAUUCGAAGUGUCUCUGUUGGUCUGAACAAUGGCUUACCUAAUACGAUGGUCUUCUACUGUGCGGUAUGUCAUUCGCCUGUUCUUGUGAACUGUGCUAUUCUAAGCGACAAUUAUCACGGUGGAAGAGGACCGGCUUUCCUCGUUGACUGGGUCAUGCAUCCCAUGAUAGUCGAGGAGAGGCUCGCAUAUACUACAACCUUCACAACAGGAAGAUAUGUCGUGUGUGAUGUCAAGUGCAGCACUUGCAAUUCGGCUGUGGGGAAGAAGUACUUAGCGCCUAUGGAUCCCACGAACGUCUUCAAGGCCAACAAAUUCCUCAUCGAGCAAGCCGCCUUGUAUGUCCCUGAAUGUUGCCGAAAGUCGGCACAGCGGGGGGUGUACUCACUGAAAGAACAACCUAGUCCAAGCGAUGAGAUCUGUACCCGAUGCCUCGCUAGAACUAGAAGGGCUACCGCUGAAGCAAUUCUUCGGAUCACUGCUGACUUUGCAAUUCCUCGUGUUGGUCUGUUGUAUGAUGUGAUGCAAGAGCAGGCUUCAGCGUGGUCUGGGGCUUCUUGGUCAUUGGUCAAGCCAAUAGCAGUUGUCCGUAGUCACAGUGAAGGCUUCCUCAAACGCGCGUUACGAUUCGUCAUUGGUGACCGCCCUGGCAAAAGCUCCUCCUCAGCGACGGUGCCACUAGUGAGCGAGAAUGAUUGUGGAAAGAAUACGAGGUAUAAAGAGAAGCUAUCUGGUUGUUUGGCAAGAAUGCUGGUUUGGGUGGUCACUGCUGAGGACUCGACGUGUGAGAGACGUAACACACUGCAGAUGCUGCUCGACGAUGGCAUUGUUGAGGCCAUUUCGAAGGUCACCAGCUCUGCUAAACCUGGUCGUAUUCUAGAGCAAGCCGCAUGGUAUGAUAAAAUCAUCAUUCUCGAGGGCCUCAUUCGUGGCAUUUCUCUGUCGCCCGCUCAUAGAGGGGACGCUCUGUCUGUGCGCCAAGCGAGGUCCCUGGUGUAUGAAGUCCGACGGAAGUGGAUUGACUCGCCCGGGACCAUCGCCGCCCCGUUGGACUCGGCUCAACUACGCCGUAUGCCUACAGUGACAGAGGUUCACCGCGAGGAAGAGUCCAGGAUUCUCAUGACAAUAGAGCGACUUCGUCGAAGCAAUCCCUUGGCACACCUUCGCACGUCGAGAAGCGUCGGAGCUGGUGACAAGAACAUGGAGCGAAGGUUAUCAUUGCUGGUCACAGCGGUUGCCAAUGUGACUGAGGACGUUAAUGAAAGAGAUGAUAGAUCCCGACUUCGAAUAAAAAAUGAACUUGGUGCUAUCCUCGGCCUUCCUGCAGAGAAUUUGCAGUCGAGGAGCUCAAGUGUUGACAUGUGGCCUCCCGAAAACACGGGAUUCUGUGGCCCAAGGUUGUUCAGCAGACAUUAG